Dermacentor silvarum is the source of this 4219-nucleotide messenger RNA. RefSeq lists its product as uncharacterized. Bases 3154 to 3873 code for a protein of 239 amino acids. The transcript is spliced from 4 exons. The record is from RefSeq and is a predicted model, not a curated record. Lineage: Eukaryota; Metazoa; Arthropoda; Arachnida; Ixodida; Ixodidae.
CUUUGAAGUGCAAACUGCAGAAAUGUUUCGUCUUCUUCUGCACUGCUAUUAAUUACCUUGGGCAUGUUGUCACAAAAGAUGGUGUAAGUCCACUACCCCGUAUUGACGACGAGCUACACUGCCUCCAAGGCGCCGAAUUCUUCUCCUCUUUAGACUUACGAUCCGGGUACCACCAAGUGCCAGUGGCUGAGUCAGACCGUCCAAAAACGGCCUUCAUCACACCUGACGGUUUAUUUGAAUUCACCGUGAUGCCAUUUGGCCUGUGUAACGCGCCUGCCACAUUUGAACUUUAAACCACAUUUGACUUUAAACCAGUUAAAUCCCGUAAUUUAAUUCGCCGAAGCUAAAUCUCAUUUCCGCUUCCUUGCCUUGUCCACGCGUUUAGGUAGGCGAGGAACGCCCGUCCGAAGAAGCGCCCGUCCUUGUCUGUUUUUUUGUAUUUGUUUCUGUCCGCCACAUUGCGCUAAGUUACCAUAUGUCAAAAUGCAAGACCAACUAGCUCAAAAGUCAGUCCUCCUUCAGGCCGUCUACUGUGAGACUAGUCAGACGUCGUACACUCUUAAAAAAGUUUACACCUUUUUGGGUUUAUCUGAUCCCACAACGUUAAUCGUCAUCUGCUUUGCUUGCGUUUACUUUCUUGAAAACUCUGCGCUCGCUACUUUCCUGUCGAGAAUGCAAAGUAGCUGUCGAGCGCUGCGUGUGAUGCCGUCGUCACCAGCAGCGACGGUUCGUGCCUUGAGUGCCUGUCGUACGAAGCGGCACAUGGUAACGCUUUAUCAGAUCGAGGCGGAAAAGCGGACGCCGUACGAGAGGAUGAAGCAGGCCGUCGACAUCCGUUUGCUAUUCCCACCUUGUUCUUGGAAGGAGCGCAUGUGAUCUACCGCGGGCGGGUGGUUUACAGUGCUCUCAGCGUGCUUAGUGUAUAUACGGCUCUACGGUCAACCUGUUGUUUACAUCUGCGUCGGUUUGUGUGUCGAGUGGGGCACUUUUAUUCCAGCCAUGCAUGGAAGAGAAGAUGCAUGAACGUGCGAAGCGCUUCGUCGGCUUCAAAGCGUGCCGACAUCCUCACCCCAGCUGCCAGGAUAUUGGCGCCAGACCGGUCUGAUGUUCCAUGUCGCCUUCACCCGCAAGCCGACGCAAGUGCGAUGGGAAGAGAGAGAGAGAGAGAGAGAGAGAGAGAGAGAGAAGUGACUUUAUUUGCACCCGUCAAAUAGAUGACGGGGUAGAAGCUUCAGCCUAGAGACAUGGAGGCCGCACUGAUCGCUUUCAUCGUGAUUGGCGUGGCGAUGGUUAUGCUCAGCCUCCGCUGCUGCUGGGUCAUCAUGAAGAUCUGGACCGUGCCGCCAUCCAGCGUAGCCCAGGAACGGGAUCCUUCAGAGGAUCGGGACGAUCGUCAGGUCCAGUUCGCAGAAUGGACAAACGCAGUGACGUGAACGUGUCGCCGAUGAAAUGCAGCCUGCGUUUCGUGAAAUUAGGGACGCAAAGAGAGAGAAAGAGAGAGAGGGGGAGAAGCGCCGCCAUUCUUGUGCUAUUUUUGGGAGAUCUAGAGCCUAUCGCAAAAACACUAAAGGUUAGCCGGACGUUACUUUUUGGGAGGUGCUAUUCUGAGUCGUUGUAGCUCUUCAGCGAAGCUCUGUCAAAUAUUUCUUUUCUCAUCCUCAAUUUAUUUCUUGUAUGUAGGAACCCGCCGCGUAGCCCAUGAGUGGCUAUGGCAUAGGCGCUGCUGAGCGCGAGGUCGUAGGUUCGAUCCCGGCUGCGCUGGCCGCAGCGGAAUGCAAGAUGUCGUUACUAAUUACCAUGCAUAGAUGAUGCGCGAGUGCGAUAAUCUGUAUGACUGACCGUUCAAGUGACGAUACAUAUACGGUUCGAACAGAUAGCUCGCUUCCGGUAGGUGCUCUCCCUUAUAGUUGUCCCAUUCAGCGAGUUGCAAAGCUGAUAAGGGUAUACAGAUGCAGUGAUAGCGGCGGUUCGAGCUAGAUUUCCGAGGUUGCCGCAAUCAGUGCCUCUUUCCGAGCCCGGAAAGUUUUCUGGAACGGUGUUGUGUCCGAGCACGCUCGCCGUGUAUUGUGCGCACUCCACCGUGAUGCUAUCCAUAUAAAGCACUUGCCCAGGGCGCGACACACAACACAAGGCAGGCACAGCUUUCACUGCUUCGCUGGUUAAUCUGGCUCACCUCAACUUCUGUGUUUGCCUUAGGCAACGUAUAUUACACCUCUAUGACUCGACACGCCACCCAGAGAAAGUAAAAAUGAUUUCCACAUCACCCGUGAGCUUACGCGCAUGACGACCAGCAAUAUGAAACAAGAAACUAUAUAAAAAAGUAAACCAGUGAAGGCGAUUCAUUGUGAAAUUGUUCUGGAUUCCAAAAAAAGAAAAAAAAAAUACCGCGGAGCUGUGUACACAUACCAGGAAGACAAAAGGGACAGCCUAUCUGCCGAUAAGUGAGCAGCUGACCAUCGCAACUGCCCAGGUACAGCCCUGCCUCUAUACUGAAGACAACAAGGCAUACACGGGCGUCAGCUCCGCGACGCUUUGGCCACCUCCGCGAUAAGAUUACGUGUCGUGGAGGGACGCCGCGUGCCCACCCAAAGGGCCUGACGCUCUGCCGCGCGCCUUCAGAUAAGGCUGCGCGUUUAUGUCGCCCUCCUUCGCGCACUUGCUCGCGCGUUCGGGGACGCCCGCGGAGACCCCUGUCUUCCGAUGCUGUCGCGAGCACCUUAUCCAGCCCGCAAUCCAGCGCAUAAGCCGAUGACAACCAACCGCCCUGCAAGACAGCCGUAGCGGACAAGUCUCGAAGGAGCAACUCCCGUCCUGGUGCUCUACAGUUCCUCGAUGCGCAUCGGUAUCGUUGCAGCGGAGUAAAGAAGACACGGCUGCCCGCAGCGACUCAAGACGUCGUAAACAUCAUUGCUUUGAAGGCAGCCGCAACAAGGCCCGGAGACUGCGGGUUACGCCGCAAGCACUCCAGCGACGACGUAGCGUCUGGGUACGGCGGACCUCGUCAAGCCCCGAGCGAAAGUGUGUUAAGUUGGCCUGUGCGCUAUCGGACCACGCACGGCCGUCUGUAAACAGAGAGGGUUUCGUUGCAGAACCGCAUCCAGCAGCACGCAUCGAAGCAGCAGGAGCAGGCGUAAUGCGGCUAGCUGCGCGGUCAUGCACUUGCUCCUUCUACUGGCCAUCGUCCUCGUCGUCCUAGUCGUGCUGAGCGUGACAGUCUGCCUCUGCUACGGCCUCAACUCGGCUUCCUGCAUGACGGCUUUCAAGCUCAACUCGGCCGCGCACAGCGUGGCCGGGCUGUACAACGGCUACGCCGACCCCUCGUCGCCAAGCGACGGCGCAUGCAACGGCAGCAGCAGUUCCGCGGUCGUCGCGCCCCUGGAGAGGCGCAACUAUGGGCCGCCCGAGCAGAUCUCUUCUUACUCGAGCGUCAUCGAGCUGUACGACAGCACGUGGCAGGUCAAGGAACCGCCACCGCCUCGGCAUUGCCGCCUGGCGUCAGCCGCUUGUCGCGCCACGUUGGACGGGCCGCCGGACGCGAAGCAACCACAGCGGUGGUACGUCGGAGACGUCCGCGAGGGCGACGUGGUGCACGGACAAGUGACGCUGGAGAAAAUCGACUUAGGGUGCAGCAGUGCGUCGCUCCUGUUCCCGGAUGCUUGCGACAAGAACGGCGCCCUGCCCUGCUCGAGGUUCGCGGGUGUCGCCGCGGUGUCACUGCCCAGUGUCCUGAAGGGCGGCAGCUGGAACCGCAGGGAGUCGUGCUCCCCUCUCACGGACAUAGACGGUGCUGAGCGAUUCCGCUUGGAAGUGAGAUCGUGCAGCCUUCUGGAAGAAGGCCCUCGCGGCGGCCAGGUGUCACCGGUUGGCUCAUGAACGAGUGAAGUUCUGGUAUUUUUUUUUUCAUUUUUUUUUCAUUCAGAAUCUCGUUCGCGCGACGUUUUCGAUGACGUGUUUGCCGUUCGCCGCACACGCGUCCAGGAUGAUAUGACUGAUGUGACCAGGUUGUGAAUUUCGAUUAAAGCGCUGCGACUGCUAUUUUUGACUCUGAUAGCGUGCUUUUUCACGACUGCGUUGUGCCGCCGAACUGAUAAGACACAAGUGUGUUUGUGUAUGUGAGAGAACAUUGUGAGUGACUUCAUUGGUGUUAUUUUGAAGCAAAGAGGUUUUUGGAUGGAUGUUGCCAGUGUGAAGGGAAUGUCCAGGUUGACUUCUAAAUAUA